AUGAUCCUUAAAAAACCCCUCACACUGCAAGUCGAUGCAUCUAAAUACGAACUUGGCGUAGUUUUACUACAAGACUCUAGACCCGUCGCAUACGCGUCUAAAACUCUGACCUCAAGCGAAAUUAACUACGCGCAAAUAGAAAAGGAAAUAUUAGCAAUUCUGUUCGAGUGUAAGCGCUUCCAUCAGUAUGUUUACGGCAGACGCUUUACGGUUGAAACAGACCAUAGACCCCUCAUCUUCAUUAUGAAGAAACCGUUAGCUGCAGCCCCCGCGAGAUUGCAACGAAUGCUUUUACAGCUACAUCGAUACAACAUCGAUAUUGUUCACAAAGCCGGCAAGGACAUACCGGUAGCUGAUGCGCUUUCGCGUAAAUUUCUUAGUGAUACUUACCCAGAGCUCUCUGAUAGCAUGAACGCCUUAGUACACAGUGCCAUGUCGAGCAUUACGAUCAACGACACGCGACUAGAUGAGACGCGUGCCAUGAUGUCCGCUGAUCCGCACAGUCUCAAGCUGAAGCUCACCAUUAUGAAUGGCUGGCCAGACAAUCAACGCCACUUUUCAUCAUUAGUCAAGGAAUUUUGGAACUUUCGCGACGAGGUAAGUGUAGCUAAUGACCUGAUAGUUAAGGGCAACCGUAUUUUUGUUCCGAAGGGACAAAGGCAGACUAUGCUUGAACGCAUACACACCGGUCACAUGGGUGUAACAAAAUGCACCAAAAGAGCGCGCGAUAUUCUGUUUUGGCCAAAAAUGUCCUCGGACAUUGAGGAAAUGGUCCUCAUGUGUAAUACAUGUCUUGAAAAGCGCAUCGCUAACCCAAAGGAACCUUUUAUGCCCCAUGAGGUCCCUGAGCGUCCCUGGCAAGUAGUAGCCACUGACUUGUUUAGUUGGGAUGGACAAGAUUUUGUUACUGUAGCUGACUAUUACAGUCGAUACUUUGAGGUAUACCCUCUUCGAAAUACUCUAGCAGGUACAGUCAUUCAACAAAUAAAAGUCGCAUUCUCCCAUCAUGGGAUACCAGAGAAACUUGUAUCUGAUAACGGCCCCCAGUAUUCUUGCGAUGAGUCUGCGAAGUUCAGUAAACAGUACGGAUUUAUUCACGCGACGUCGAGUCCGACUCACGCGCAAUCUAAUGGUCUCGCCGAGAAAACGGUACAAACCGUUAAACACAUAUUUGGUAAAUGUAAAGCUGACCGUAAGGACCCUUAUUUGGUACAGAGGUACAACUCUUCUGCCACCGAAGGGACUAUAUGUGAAGCCCGAAGAAUUGCCACAAAGAAGUAUUAUCACCAAGACAUUCUGGGUUUGUAG
Molecule: messenger RNA, 1308 nt
Organism: Magallana angulata
Lineage: Eukaryota; Metazoa; Mollusca; Bivalvia; Ostreida; Ostreidae
Exons: 2
Coding region: 1-1308 (435 amino acids)
Biological process (GO): DNA integration
Molecular function (GO): nucleic acid binding
Source: RefSeq, a predicted model, not a curated record